This is a messenger RNA of Manacus vitellinus (golden-collared manakin), 668 nucleotides long. It is a transcript of the gene ABHD14A, whose product is annotated as abhydrolase domain containing 14A. The transcript has 4 exons. The record is from RefSeq and is a predicted model, not a curated record. Bases 1 to 471 code for a protein of 156 amino acids. NCBI's taxonomy places the organism in Eukaryota, Metazoa, Chordata, Aves, Passeriformes, Pipridae. Gene Ontology annotation, cellular component: cytoplasm.
AUGCCGGGGUUGCCAUCCUGGCACCACAAACCCAUCGCAAUAGAUCUGCCCGGCUACGGGGAUUCGCCCCCAGUGGAGACAUUAGUGACAGCACAGGGCAGAGUGGCUUUCCUGGACCAUGUUCUCCAGGAGCUGGGCAUGCGGAGGCCCGUUCUUGUGAGCCCCUCCAUGAGUGGCCGCUUUUCCCUGCCCUUCCUGCUGAAGCAUGGAGACUGGCUGUCCGGCUUCGUGCCCAUUGCGCCCGUGGGCACCAAGGACUACACUGCUGAGCAGUACCGGCGGGUCCAGACGCCCACCCUGAUCCUGUAUGGUGACCGCGACACAGGCCUGGCUCCCCAGGCCCUGCAGAACCUCCAGCAUCUCCCUGAGCACCAUGUAGUCAUCCUGCCUGGUGCUGGCCAUGCCUGCUACCUGGACAAGCCUGAGGACUUCCACCGGGCUCUGCUGGGCUUCCUGCACCAGCUGAAGUGAGCACCACCUCCUCCCUGCCGAGCAGAGGACAGGGGCUGGGGCAUCCGAGGGACUGGGAGGCACACACAGCUGGUGUGAGGGGUGCUGCUCCCUGUUGGGGUGGCCCCAGGGUGGCAGGGGUGGGGACUCGAGGUGUCCCUCGCUGGCAGGACAGAGUGUCGCCUGUCACGAGGCCAAUAAACUGAUGCUGCUCUGUU